AUGCCUCCAGACGGCACCUCAUUCACGGCCCUAAACCUCCCACCAGCCUUCACUCUACCCGAUUGCAUGGAAUACUUCACCCUAACAGCCGGCCCCAACACCGAUCUAUGGCGCAAACCGCCCAACGGCGACACAUCCACCGCCCCAAUAGUCUUCACCUCACUCCGGCACCCCUUCGUCGUAGCCGAAGUGACCGUGAGCGCAGACUGGGAAAUGGAAUGGGACCAAGGCGGCCUAGUGAUUUUCGCUGGCGCCGCGCCCCAGUCCUUUUCCUCCGAUGCACCGAUCCUAGCCGCAACUCCCACCACCACAAGCACAAGCACAAGUACAACCACAAGUACGAACUACCGCCGCGCCCCCCAACAUCAACAGCCCUGCAAAUGGGUCAAAGCCGGCAUGGAGUUCUCCGGCGGAACAAUCAAUGCGUCCUCCGUGAGCGCGACGGCCGACGGGGCCGACUGGUGUCUUUCGCCACUGAUGUAUUCGCCGCGCGGGCCUGCGCCGAGCUCGUUGCGCAUCAAGUUGGAGCGCGUCGGUCAUGCGCUGUGGAUCUGGUACCAGGUGCCUUCGGUUUCGCCGUAUGCUUUGUCGCCUGGGGCGGUGGGUAGUACGUGGAAAAAGCUGAGGGAGGUGACGUGGUUUUUUUAUGGAGUUGAGGAUAAGUUUGUGCAUGUGGGCGUCUAUGCUAGUCGGCCGACGGGUAUUGGGCGUGGAGGGACUAUGUGGGAUGCUAUGCAUGGGAUGCCGGUUGAUAGCUCUUUGUCGUCUGGAACGGCGGAUGGGUUGGUUGUGGAAUUUGAGGAUCUGGAAAUCUUCUAG
This is a messenger RNA of Penicillium verhagenii, 819 nucleotides long. RefSeq lists its product as uncharacterized. The record is from RefSeq and is a predicted model, not a curated record. Lineage: Eukaryota; Fungi; Ascomycota; Eurotiomycetes; Eurotiales; Aspergillaceae. The coding region runs from base 1 to 819 and encodes 272 amino acids. The transcript has a single exon.